CGGCGCGCAGAUAUUAUGUGUGUUACGGCUACGUAAGGUAAGGGCUCACGCGGACACAACAAGCCGUCAAGUCAAGAUGGCGGCCGACGGUCAGUUCGAGUACGAGUCGGUGCUCUGUGUCAAACCUGAAGUCAACGUCUACCGGAUUCCACCGAGAGCAUCCAACCGGGCUAUCAGAGCUGCCGAUUGGAAGCUGGAUGCUCCCGACUGGACGGGACGCAUGCGUGUGACAGCUCGGGGCAAAGUGGCAUAUGUGAAACUGGAAGACAAAAUCUCUGGGGAGCUGUUUGCCCAGGCACCAGUGCAGGAGUACCCUGGCAUCGCAGUCGAAACAGUCAGUGACUCAAGUCGGUACUUUGUGCUCCGCAUCCAGGAUGAUAACGGCCGCAGCGCGUUCAUAGGUAUUGGGUUUGGAGACAGAGGUGAUGCCUUUGACUUCAAUGUUGCACUGCAGGAUCACUUCAAGUGGGUAAAACAGGACGAUGAACUCAUCAAACAGGCCCAGGCUCCAGACUCCACCCCAAAACUGGACCUGGGUUUUAAAGAAGGACAGACCAUUACAAUCAAUAUUGGGCAAUCAAAAAAGAAGGACAAAUCUCGCGUACAGAGUUCAGGUGGCUUUGGCCUCCUUCCACCACCUCCUGGAGGGAAGCUAGCACCACCCCCAUCAUGUAGGUCUACCAAUCAUAAUGUACCACCAUCUGCAGGAGGAAGCAAUACUGGUUGCUUGCUUGAUCUGGAUUCCAGUAACUCAAACUCAGUGGCUCCAUCCAACCCCACCACCACAGCCAGCUCCGACCUCUGGGGAGAGUUUGAUUCUGUCUCCUCAAAGUAAAAUGACAUUCAUUUUGUGUUUCUUGGGCUUAUCAUUCAGU
Molecule: messenger RNA, 875 nt
Organism: Thalassophryne amazonica
Lineage: Eukaryota; Metazoa; Chordata; Actinopteri; Batrachoidiformes; Batrachoididae
Product: adaptin ear-binding coat-associated protein 1-like
Exons: 7
Coding region: 77-835 (252 amino acids)
Biological process (GO): endocytosis
Cellular component (GO): membrane; clathrin vesicle coat
Source: RefSeq, a predicted model, not a curated record